Molecule: messenger RNA, 982 nt
Organism: Diospyros lotus (date-plum)
Lineage: Eukaryota; Viridiplantae; Streptophyta; Magnoliopsida; Ericales; Ebenaceae
Product: thioredoxin M3, chloroplastic-like
Exons: 2
Coding region: 315-800 (161 amino acids)
Cellular component (GO): cytoplasm
Molecular function (GO): oxidoreductase activity, acting on a sulfur group of donors, disulfide as acceptor
Source: RefSeq, a predicted model, not a curated record
GUUCAUCCCAUCCCAUCCCAUCGAGCCAGCCAGGUAAGACUUGAGUUGAAUGUGUUAGGAAGGAAGCACGUUUGUGAAAUGAAGUGAUAUUUUCCGUUGCCCACCAAACACAGAUCAUUCAACGAUACGUACGUACCCAUUCACACACGUCGCUGUUCCAUCGUCCUCUCUCUCUCUCUCUCUCUCUCCAUCUUUUGAUUCUCGCGAAAAAUAGGCGUCUCUGAAGAAAGUUCAUUGCAUCAGACCAUUACGGUUUCCCACAGAGGCAGUGAUCGCUGUCCAGUUUGUGGAAUUGGGCGUUUGGUAAUGAUUCAAUGGCUUCUUCUGUCGUUUCUCGUCUUUCCUUCUCCGCUUCCCCGAACCCUAGCCUCUCUUCCCUCCCUCCCUGCUUUCACCGACUCUCUUUCCAGCGCGACAGAGCAAUUAUCGCUCCAAACUCCCGUUCCAGUCUAAGAAUCUUCUGCAUCCGUGAAACCAAAGCUGCCGUUGUUACUGGGAAAUCAUGGGACAAACUGAUUUUGAACAGUGAUACUCCGGUCCUUGUAGAAUUCCACGCGAGCUGGUGUGGGCCAUGCAGGAUGGUUCAUCGGGUGAUCGACGAGCUUGCGGUUGAGUAUGCUGGGAGACUAAAGUGCUUCGUACUCCAUGCGGACAAUGAUAAAGAAGUUGCAGAGAACUAUGACAUCAAGGCCGUGCCUGUAGUUUUGCUGUUUAAGAAUGGAGAGAGACGCAAAUGCGUGGUGGGUACCAUGCCAAAGGAGUUCUAUGUGGCUGCCAUUGAAAGGAUCCUAGCUUCAUAGUUGUUUAUGACUAUUAUAAGUGGAGAAUUAUUGAUCAAAUGUUUUCUGCAUGUUACAUGAUUCGCAUCAUAUGUGUUCUUUCAGCUGUUUUGGUGCACGGUCUGUAAAAUUUUUCACACGUACCUGGUUUUUACUAGAUAAAUAGAUGAACAAAAAGGUGAAUGAUUUCUUCGGGUUGCUAA